AGAGUUCUGUACCAGCGCGUUUUACGGCAACACACUGAUCAGGACGCGUCCAAUAGAGAAUAUAGAGACGGGACUCCUACGCCGGGAGGAAUCGCACGGUGAAAAUCUCACACGGGGACCCUUGUCUCGGGAUGGCCAAGAUUGAAACCUCCCCAACGGACGACGAGAUGCUGCCAGAGGGCGAUGCGCAAGUCCUUGAGACAGCGGGAUCGGACUCGGACGUCGAGGCAUCGGACAAGUCGGAAUCCGACGAGUCAGAAAUCUGGGCCGGGCAAUAUGUACACUAUGACCCCAGACUCCCCAGCGUUCGGGCUCGGGUCGACAUUCACUUCAAAGCAUCCACGUAUUCGAGCGACACCUAUCCGCGGCUCCCACACGAGCUGGUCGAGCGCAUUUGCGAGUUUCACCGCGAUUCCCCGCUGGUGCUCGUCAGUUGCAUGAGCGUAUGCUGUGCUUGGUACCAUGCUGCACGCCGCCUGCUCGAGAGGCCAAAUCAAGACCUGAAGUUGCGGACCCAAGCGGACUUGCGCAGCUACGCGAACAGGCUGUUGUCUACCCGGAACACGGCUUUUAACAAAGACUUUGCGGUCUUGGAUAUUUAUGACAAUGCUCGCGAGCCGUUCGCGCACAUCUGGCCGAUACUCGUUCCUGGAAGCUUCUUACGGAACGUGUCCGAACUAACACUUCGUGGCGUUGACUGGACGACCACCAAUCCGCAUGAUUCCUUCGACAAAUGCCUGUCAAAAUACUGCAGCAUCACAGCCCUUACUCUUCGUGGCUGCUCAUUUCGCACCAGAAGGGAUCUACGCCGAAUAAUCGACGCACUACUGAAUCUCAAAGAGUUUGCGCUUCACGAUGUCAUACUGCAAAACCCAGGACCUGUUCCCUCUCAUAUCCCUGCACGUCACAAGAAACUCGAGAAGAUUACACUCUCUUCCUACCGGGGCAAACCGAUUUCUGGUGCGGAAGUGCUAGAUACAUGCACUGUGUAUUCAUCUAUCCGCCGGCUCGAAAUGGGUGUAUCAUUCUUCCCUUUGGUGUCGCGCCUCCCGCAAUAUCUGGAUCACUUCCCCCGAUUGCAGGAGUUGAGGGUCAAACAUGCUCUCGAAAUGGACCUACUGUCCAUGGGAGACACACAUGCACGCCCACUAUCAAAGCUUGCUUUUGACGAGGAGAUGACCGAGCCAAUUGCUCUACAGGUGUUGGGACUUCUGUCCACCCAUCAUGCAUGCAGCACGCUGGAGCACCUCAAAUUUGUUCUCAACUUUGAACCAUCUGCGGAAUUUCUCUUGCGCCUCACCCAUGUUCUGGACCUUUGUGGUCCUACGCUGAAGUAUUUUGACUGGAAUGUCAAAGCAGAGGUUAUCCCGCAACUCACAGCAAACACGUCACUGCAAAUUGUGUGGAUAACCAUUGUCUGCAAUACCCCGAGACUACGGACGAUUCAGAAGAUAUUCGAUGCAGUGCUAUCUAACAUCACAAGCUCACAGCUGGAACGGCUCAGCAUCGAGAUUCAUUUGGACAAUUCCGAGCCACUGUUCGACGCGACGACAAUAGAGAAGACAUUCAAGCGGGCGUAUAGUACUCCGGGAUCCACUUCUCAGGCUUUCCACUCCAUUCUCUCCCGUGACGUUUUCGACGGGCUUCCUGCCGCUGCCUCCCGCUAUUCAAUUUUCCAGUCAGGGGUAAAAAUCACUCUGUCCUUCGACGCUUCCGACGACGAUAUUUGCGAUCUUGCCAUGUGCGGAAGUGUCCGGAGACCUUCAAGCUAUCGGAGAAAGGGUUGACAGAGUUGUAUUUCGGCCAGCUAUCUAUGCCAGCGACUCUUCGCUCGCCCUGCUACA
Molecule: messenger RNA, 1844 nt
Organism: Rhodofomes roseus
Lineage: Eukaryota; Fungi; Basidiomycota; Agaricomycetes; Polyporales; Fomitopsidaceae
Exons: 6
Coding region: 132-1787 (551 amino acids)
Source: RefSeq, a predicted model, not a curated record